Molecule: messenger RNA, 360 nt
Organism: Rhizophagus irregularis DAOM 181602=DAOM 197198
Lineage: Eukaryota; Fungi; Glomeromycota; Glomeromycetes; Glomerales; Glomeraceae
Source: RefSeq, a predicted model, not a curated record
AUGUAUAACGAUAAACGCGUAAAAAUAUCAAAAACAAGAGCUCUUAGGGCCGCUAACCCUUAUUUUCAAUAUCGAAAUUGCAAGAUUGAUCCUAAAAAUAAACGUAAGAUGACCGAUCAUUCAAAAAUUACCGCUCCGGAAUGGGGAAGCAUGACCGAUUUAGAAAAAAGAAGAUUUAAACAGGCUUCCGUAAAAGAAGCUUUAGAUAAAGAAGCUGCUUUCGGAGGUAAUGGCCUAACUAAGAAAUCGUUCGAACAGUUUGGUGAUAUCGCUUUCGUGAUUGAAUGUCCCAUUAUUCAAAACAAGGAAGAUUAUUUGUUUAACAAAUAUACUCGAAACACUGAUUUCAAAUUAAAAUAA